Messenger RNA from Pocillopora verrucosa, 1045 nucleotides. Lineage: Eukaryota; Metazoa; Cnidaria; Anthozoa; Scleractinia; Pocilloporidae. The record is from RefSeq and is a predicted model, not a curated record.
GCUAGGAUGACUUAAAAGAACAACUUUGUAAGAAGCAUCAGUCUUCUUACAGUUGCUAUGGCUACAGGAAGAAGUUCAAUUAAAGUUCCAUGUGAAAAUGAAGACUUACCUGACAAAGAAAAUGCACCAGAUUUUGACGAGGACACUUUACGAGCCACAGCUGAUGUUUAUAGAAAUGAGGGUAAUGAGGCCUUCAAGAAAGGAGAUUUCAUCAAUGCUAUUCAUUUUUACACCAAAGGAAUUAAAAUGAACUGCAAUGAGAAAGAACUGAAGGCCAAACUGCACAACAACAGGGCUAUUGCACAUUCUAAACUUGGAAAUCACCAGGAUUCACUAAGGGAUGCAGAAGCAGCCAUUGAGUUAAAUCCAACUUUCCUUAAGGCAAUUGUGAGAGGAGCCACUGCUUGUGUUGAAUUGAAGAGAUUUGAAGAAGCAAUCACUUGGUGUGAUAAGGGACUAGCUGUAUCCUUUGAAGGAAUCUUUCAUUUUUAACCGUGGGUAUAAUGGAAAAAAGUUUCCAUAAUUUGAUGUUUCAAGGGAGAAAAUACAAAGAAGGGUAUUAAUUAUGAUGGGAACUUGUCAGCUCAUAUACUUUAAGUGUGUGUGAUUAAAAACAUAGGAGAAGUUAUUACCUCAUGACUUAUUAAUGAAAUUACUCCUUUUAGCCAAUUUGACUUAGUUCUACUAUCCAUGCCAAUAACUGGUACAUUAGUUUAAAUAACCCUUUAAUUUCCCAGACCAAAUUUGUAAUUAUCCUUACUGUCAACCAUACAAUUCUUGUAAUGUUAGUACAGAGAAUUCAGUAUUGCAUCAACUAACUAUUUUUAAAUUGAUAUAUUUUUUUUUACUCUCAACACUUAUCUGAUUGAUAUUGUAUUGCUAUUGUAAGGAGAAAUUCUCUUUUGGUCACUCACGGGAGUUAAAGGGUUAGAAGACUAAUAUUCAUCCAGUUUAUACAUAGUACUUGGGUAGAUGAUCUCUCUAAAACAAGCCAGAACAAAAAGCUCUUUAAUGUUUACAUAUCUUAUGCAGAUUUUCUGCCUUC